CUGUGACGCACUGGUAACGGUCCGUUUCCGGGGUGGAGCCAGGGAGGGCGGGAGUUUAGGCUGCUCCGACCCCCUCAGCCCCCCUCCAGGAGACGUUCGGAGCCCAGGACAUGUCGGGAUUGAGGAGAUACGAGGUGGCGCUGGAGGCGGAGGAGGAGAUCUACUGGGGCUGUUUCUACUUUUUUCCUUGGCUGCGAAUGUGGCGGAGAGAACGAAGCACUAAUACUGCCGCCCAGCUCUACCUGCUGUACUCAGCUCUACCGACAGCCACUCUCAAACAAGCUACUGAGGAAGGUCAUCCGGGUGGAACUGCAGGAGGUCGAUGGGGACUGUCACCUGCAGGCAUUCGUGCUUCAUUUGGCUCGACGCAGUGUCUGCAUUCAUCCCCAGAACCGCAGCCUGGCUCGGUGGUUUGAGCGCCAAGGGAAGAGGUUCCAGGAGACUCUGCCUAACACAAUUUUUGGGCCUCUAUGGAAUAUGAAUAAAAGCCCCCAAUAGCCCCAAUAAAGCAACAUUAA
This is a messenger RNA of Ochotona princeps (American pika), 518 nucleotides long. RefSeq lists its product as uncharacterized. NCBI's taxonomy places the organism in Eukaryota, Metazoa, Chordata, Mammalia, Lagomorpha, Ochotonidae. The coding region runs from base 111 to 416 and encodes 101 amino acids. The record is from RefSeq and is a predicted model, not a curated record. The transcript has 5 exons.